AUUCCUUCCCGUCUCUCCCUUGUCCACACAUCCACACCACACAUUCAAACUCCUUUGACCUUCCCACUCUCGAAUUUGCCCAACCAUGCAGAUUUUCGUCAAGACCCUUACCGGCAAGACCAUCACCCUCGAGGUCGAGUCUUCUGAUACCAUCGAUAAUGUGAAGCAGAAGAUCCAAGAUAAGGAAGGUAUCCCCCCAGACCAGCAGCGCCUCAUUUUCGCCGGCAAGCAGCUUGAAGACGGCCGCACCCUGUCUGACUACAACAUCCAGAAGGAGUCAACCCUCCACUUGGUUCUUCGUCUCCGUGGUGGUAUGCAAAUCUUCGUCAAGACUCUCACCGGCAAGACCAUUACUCUCGAGGUCGAGUCCUCUGAUACCAUCGAUAACGUCAAGCAGAAGAUCCAAGACAAGGAAGGUAUUCCUCCAGACCAGCAGCGCCUCAUUUUCGCCGGCAAGCAGCUCGAAGACGGCCGUACUCUUUCCGACUAUAACAUCCAGAAGGAGUCGACCCUUCACUUGGUUCUUCGUCUCCGUGGUGGUAUG
Molecule: messenger RNA, 544 nt
Organism: Gamsiella multidivaricata
Lineage: Eukaryota; Fungi; Mortierellomycota; Mortierellomycetes; Mortierellales; Mortierellaceae
Product: ubiquitin-related domain-containing protein
Exons: 1
Biological process (GO): protein ubiquitination; modification-dependent protein catabolic process
Cellular component (GO): nucleus; cytoplasm
Molecular function (GO): ubiquitin protein ligase binding; protein tag activity
Source: RefSeq, a predicted model, not a curated record